Melampsora larici-populina 98AG31 is the source of this 1086-nucleotide messenger RNA. RefSeq lists its product as uncharacterized. The record is from RefSeq and is a predicted model, not a curated record. Bases 1 to 1086 code for a protein of 361 amino acids. The transcript has 2 exons. Lineage: Eukaryota; Fungi; Basidiomycota; Pucciniomycetes; Pucciniales; Melampsoraceae.
AUGAACGAUGAAGACCAAGGCACACGACGAGAAAUCUCAAACGCCUUUAUCGACCCUGAUGUCACUCACCUAUCCCAGUAUUUGGUAAUGGAAAAAGAAGGCAUCUUACCCAUCCAGAAAUGUUCUGAACGCGAAACAACAUCAAACCCUGAACCAAAUGAAGACACUGAAAUGAUAGAAGAAAAUGAAAUCAAACCAAAUGAAAGCGAAGAAGAACAAGAAGAUGAAUUAACAGAUGAUGAAAUUAUAACAGGAGUUCAAGAAAUGAUCAUUGGACCACUCUAUGAAAACAGAAAUCUUAUCAAUCAUCAAAUCAAUCGACAUCAAAAAGUUUCAAACUUGAUACAUAAUUUAAAUUAUUUAAUAGGUUUUAAUUUGAUUCUGAUGUAUAAGAAAAUCGAAAAAUUAAUUUCAUUAAAGAUCACUUUACUCAAUCAUCAUUUCUAUGAGAUUUUAAACUUUUUCUUGAAUUCGAUGAUAAGUUUUAAAGGUUUAAUUGAAAUUAAUUAUCAUUUGAUGAUUUCUCAUUUUUCAAAACUGAUUAGGUCUUUGGAUAGAAUCAUCUUGAUUAUUCCAAAUCAAGAUGAUUAUCAGAAUCAAGAUCAUUUUAAAUCAAGACUUUGGUUAGCCAUGGAUGAUAGUUGUCUUUGCUUAGAUAGACUUAAAUGGGUAAUAGAAGAUUUUUGUAUUCAAUUCAAGACGAUUUGGAAAAAACUCAAGAUUGAAUUAAAAGAAAUGAUUUCCCAUCAAUUUAUAGAAAACCAAUCAUCAAUCUCAAUCAUCAUAGGACCUAACUUAACUUUCAAAAACAAUAAACUUAUCAAUGAUUUAAUUAGAAUCUUUGAUCAAUUAUCUUUAAUUAUCAAAGAAUAUUUAUGGGGUUUUAAUUUCUUUAUUCAGAUUUUGUUACGCUUUUCAUCUGGAUUUCAACUUUGGUCAAAAGAUUUAGUUGAUAAUGAGGAUUCAAUCGAUUUGAAGUUACUUGAAAUUUGGUACUAUUAUCAAUUAAAUGCUUUAAAUUCUUUAAAAGAGAUUAUUUCUAAUUUUCCUAAAUUGAUGGAGAUUUUAAACUCUUCAACUCAAUGA